AUGGAGAAGGAUCAUGAGUCCGGCCGUUCUGGUCGUAUUCCGCACUUCCAACGAGUAUUCAACCAGGGGGUCCUCAACAACGACAUCAUCAACUACCCUUACAGGGGAUCAGGGACUGAGAAUGACCCUUUUUUGGUCACUUGGAUCGAUAAUGACCCAGGCAACCCAAUGAACUACUCGGAUGCUAUGAAAUGGAGCAUCACUAUGCUUGUUGCGAUCGCAACGCUGGCUGUAGCCUUUGUCUCCUCUGCAUACUCUGGCGGCGUCGCUGAGAUCCUGGAAGAAUUCCAAAUCUCACAGAUUGUCGGUACAUUGGGCAUCUCGCUGUUUGUCCUAGGCUUCGCUAUCGGACCGCUGGCAUGGGCUCCAUUGAGUGAACUAUACGGUCGUCAGUAUCUCUUCUUCGGUACCUACAUGUGUCUCACUGCCUUCAACGCUGGUGCAGCUGGCUCUCAGAACAUCGAGACUCUGAUCAUCCUAAGAUUCUUGGCUGUUGGUGGUUUCGUCGGUCAGUCCAUCGGCUGGCGAUGGAUCGAAGGCGUCAUGGCUAUCUUCACCGGUAUUCUCUGGAUCGUCUACACUGCCUUCAUUCCGGAAACCUACGCCCCAGUGCUGCUGCGCAAGCGUGCCGUAGCCCUUUCAAAGCGAACCGGACAAGUCUACAGAAGCAAAUCCGAGGUAGAGCAAGGCACCAAGUCUAUCGGCUCAGCAUUCAAGACCGCUCUGAUUCGCCCGUGGCUCCUACUAUUUCUCGAACCGAUCGUUCUCCUCCUAUCCAUAUACAUGGCCGUCGUCUACGGGACGCUGUACAUGCUCUUCGGCGCUUUCCCCAUCGUCUAUCAGCAAGGCCGCGGCUGGUCGCAAGGAAUUGGUGGUCUCGCAUUCUUGGGUGUGGCAGUAGGCAUGAUUGCAGCCACCAUCUACUCGAUAUGGGACAACAAACGUUACAACAAAGCCAUUGAAGCUUCGCCAUCAGGCGUCGCCGCGCCCGAAGCUCGACUUCCACCUGCACUUCUUGGCUCUGUCAUAAUGCCCAUCGGCCUUUUCUGGUUUGCCUGGACCAAUGGACCGAACAUUCACUGGAUCGUCAGCAUCAUAGCUAGCGUGCCGUUCGGCUUCAGUAUGGUGCUCGUCUUCCUUUCGAUCAUGAACUACCUUAUCGAUGCGUACCUCAUCUACGCCGCAUCCGCUCUUGCUGCUAACUCGGUGCUGCGGUCCCUGUUCGGUGCUGCAUUCCCGCUUUUCACCUCCGACAUGUAUAAGAGUCUGGGUAUACAUUGGGCUUCUUCAGUUCCGGCAUUUCUGGCGUUAGCUUGUGUGCCUUUUCCUUUCCUGUUCUACAAGUAUGGUGCUGCGAUCCGUCAACGCUGUAGGUAUGCUGCGGAGGCUGCGGAGUUCCUGGAGAAGAUGCAGCUGAAGAACUAA
Molecule: messenger RNA, 1425 nt
Organism: Alternaria atra
Lineage: Eukaryota; Fungi; Ascomycota; Dothideomycetes; Pleosporales; Pleosporaceae
Exons: 3
Coding region: 1-1425 (474 amino acids)
Biological process (GO): transmembrane transport
Molecular function (GO): transmembrane transporter activity
Source: RefSeq, a predicted model, not a curated record